Molecule: messenger RNA, 903 nt
Organism: Cajanus cajan (pigeon pea)
Lineage: Eukaryota; Viridiplantae; Streptophyta; Magnoliopsida; Fabales; Fabaceae
Source: RefSeq, a predicted model, not a curated record
AUGCAUCACCUGACCACGGCACUAAGGCCCGGUCCUUUCGUCAACAGCUUAUGUAAGAAGCCACCCCGGGACUUGGACGACCUGAGGCAGAGGGCCACAAAAUACAUGCAAAUGGAGGAAUUGGUCGAGUUUCGGAGUCAAAUCCGACCCGACCUUUUCCUCGGGAAGAAAGAAAGUGACAAGGAGCCCCCCAGAUCCCGUCCCCGCGACGUACCUGACCGUGAGAAGAAUAACAGGGGGCCAAGAUACAUGCAGUACACGCCACUUAACACCAGCAGGGCCAAGGUGUUGGAGCAGGCCUUAGCCACAGAAGUCAUGGCUGUACCCCGAAGAGCUAUGACUCCGCCCCAUGCGGAUAAAUCAAAAGCGUGCCAGUUCCACAGAAAUCGAGGACACACCACUGAGGAAUGCUCUGCACUUCGAGACCGCAUUGAAGACCUCGUCAAAGCUGAACACCUUCAAAGCUUCGUUCGAUCUUCGAAUGGAAGAAAGCACGACUACCAUUCUGAUAAGAGAGAAUAUAGAAGAGAGAACCGAGACAGAGCACCUUUGAGGGACAGAUCUCAUGAACGAAGCAAGUCUCAAGAAAGAAACAACCGGAAACAAGACCAAAAUCAACCCAGGCGGGUAAUAAACACCAUUGCGGGAGGAUUUGCAAAAGGAGGAAGCACGUCCUCAGCCCGUAAAAGACACUUGAGGGCAAUCAAAUCGGUAAACGCCGUAGGCCGGACAGCUUCGGUCCAUAUGCCCCCUAUUACAUUUACCGAUCAAGAUUUCCAAGGAGUCGACCCAGUGCAAGAUGAUCCCAUGUUCAUCAGUGUGGAGAUCAACAACUGUAUUGUGAACAAGACGCUUGUUGAUCAAGGAAGUUCGGCCGAUAUCUUAUAUUGGAAGACCUUUUAA